Lutzomyia longipalpis is the source of this 812-nucleotide messenger RNA. RefSeq names its product histone H3.3A. Bases 137 to 547 code for a protein of 136 amino acids. The record is from RefSeq and is a predicted model, not a curated record. Gene Ontology annotation, molecular function: structural constituent of chromatin; DNA binding; protein heterodimerization activity. Lineage: Eukaryota; Metazoa; Arthropoda; Insecta; Diptera; Psychodidae. The transcript has 3 exons. Gene Ontology annotation, cellular component: nucleosome.
AAAAAGAAGAAGAAGAAGCAUCCCGCCGUAGUGACAUUUCAUCAGUUUAUCGCAGUUUAUUGUGAAAGUUUGUCGCGUGAAGUGCAGCAGCUCCGUGAAAAAGUGCAAAAAAAUCAAAACAAGCAGCAGGUAAAUCAUGGCCCGUACAAAGCAGACCGCUCGUAAGUCAACCGGAGGAAAGGCUCCGCGUAAGCAGCUCGCUACCAAGGCAGCCCGUAAGAGCGCCCCAUCCACUGGUGGUGUGAAGAAGCCCCAUCGCUACCGCCCCGGUACUGUGGCUCUUCGUGAAAUUCGUCGCUACCAGAAGUCCACUGAAUUGCUCAUCCGCAAGCUGCCCUUCCAGCGUCUCGUGCGUGAAAUUGCGCAAGACUUCAAAACCGAUUUGCGCUUCCAAUCGGCCGCUAUUGGAGCCCUUCAGGAGGCCAGUGAAGCCUACCUCGUGGGUCUCUUUGAGGACACCAACUUGUGCGCCAUCCACGCCAAACGUGUGACAAUUAUGCCCAAGGAUAUCCAGCUGGCACGACGAAUUCGUGGCGAGCGCGCUUAAAUUCUCUUCAAACACUCCAAAAUGGAUUUACUUGUCCAUACAAGAGUUUUCUAUACAUUUCUUCUUAUUUUUAUGUAUUAAGAAACCUCCUCCCCCCAUCCAAAAUUAGAUGUACCCCCAUGCGCGGAAUCGCCAGGGAGCCCUCCCCCUACAAAUUGAGAAAUUUCGUGAAUUGUAACGAUUUUAGCGGGGAGAAAGAGCGAUCGCGUUCUUUAAAUGUAUUUAGUUGAAUUCACACAAAUAAUAAACAUUAAACUACACGAAA